AUGGCGCACAAACACAAUCGGCGUCGCAAUCGUCCUCGGUCACGACACAAUAGAUCACUCGUUGAUUUCGAUUCUCUUAGCACAUCUUCCUUGCAUUCGAUGGCAUCAUCGGGAAUCUCCGCCUAUUCCACGCCAGCCAUGAUACCCAAGCCUCCACAAUCGACUCUUACUUCAGUCAACAGUAUUGCUAUCCGUCACUGGCAGAAUCGCUACACAGCCUGGCAAAAUCGGGAUGCGGCACAACGCCGCGAAGCCGCGAGGAUUGAGACCGAACAGCUCAAGAUGUUUGGUGGCGAACCUGGCGACGAUCCGAGUCUCUGUUACAAAAUGAUAGAAGUCUUUGAGGGUAUGGAUUGGAUCAACAGUCUGGAUUGA
Molecule: messenger RNA, 375 nt
Organism: Cyphellophora attinorum
Lineage: Eukaryota; Fungi; Ascomycota; Eurotiomycetes; Chaetothyriales; Cyphellophoraceae
Exons: 1
Coding region: 1-375 (124 amino acids)
Source: RefSeq, a predicted model, not a curated record